AUGCCUCUACACAGCCGAGUCAAAGUACCAAGGGUAGCAACAACUGCCAAAGCUCCAGAGCCCGUCGUUCGUGACGUCUCCGACUGGGAAGUCUUUACUGACGAAGAGUCGGAAAGCGAGGUAUCGCAAAACACUGUUGACUUUAUCGCACCUCCUCCCCCUUACAAGGUCGACGACCCCAGGCCUGUCUUCACCAGGCCCACGUUGGGUAGACCGCUUACGGACAGGCCUAUUGUAGAGAGGCCUGUCCCAGAAAAGCGUCAAUCCUCAUGGCGGUCAUGGCUUAGCCGGGACAAAGGUGUUGUUGUCCCUGAGCAACCGGAGGAACCUCUACGAAGUGAGAAGAAGGUGAAGCGUCAUCGAUCUGACCCAGAGCCCGCUGCUGAUGAGCGAGAUGCUCGGAGGUCGGAACGUCGUCGCCGACACAAGGAGCAUGAGGAGCGUGGUCGCGUUGAAAGGGAACGUCUGCCUCGAGAGAGUGCUCGAGAGGCUAGCCCAAGCAGGCAGAGACGAUCCAAGCGACGUGAGGGGGAGGAGAAGGAAGAGCGACCUGACGACAAGGAAGCUCGUCGGCUCUCACGGAAACUUGGUGGUCGCUGUGAUGACGACUAUGAAAAGGCACGAGAACGACGCCGUGCUGAGAGAGAACGCCCUCCAAUGGAAAAGAGACAUUCAACAUCUUACUCAAUUCGACAUCGCGAGUAUGACACCGGUGAGAAGGAGAGGAGAUCCUCGCGUGUCGACAAUGAGAAGCGACACCACAAGAGCAGCCGUGAGCCCUCACGAGUUUCGCGACAUGAGACUCCCCGAGUCGACGAGGAAAUGGAAAAAGAGGCCCGACGAGCAGAGCGUCGACGACUUCACAGUGAACGCAAAACGUCUACUCCAAUGAAGGGCGUGGAUGUGGAACAUGUGGUCAAGGAGCGUUCUUACACCAGAAGCGCUGACCCCAACGAGAGACGUGAGGAGAGGCGCAAAGAGAGACGCCUCAGCCAGAGCUUCAGCCAAAUGGAGAGUGAGAGUCGAAGACAUCGACACCGCGAGCCCGACCCUACGCGAAUUUCAUCCAAGAGCAGGCAUUCUGACCCCGAGAAGGAGAGGUUGAGGAUGGAAGAGAAAGAACGAAUUAGACAAGAAGAACGCGCCAGAGAUCGGGAACGCGAAAAGGAGAAUGAGCGCGAGAGACAGAGGUUAGAGGAUAAGAGGAAGGCUGAGGAGAAGAAGCGAAUUGAAGAGAUGGAGAAAGAGCGUGAGAGGGAGAGAAUGGAAGAGGUGAAGAAGGCUGAAGACAGAAAACGCGCUGAGGAAAAAGCAAUUGAGCGCGAGAGGAGAAAGGUCGAAGAGAAGAAGAGACUGGAAGAAAAGAAGGCCGAGGAGAAGAGACGCCUUGAAGAGAAGAAGAGGUUGAUCGACGAGAAGCGACGACAGGAGGAGAAGAAGAAGCGCGCUGAGAGCAAGCGCAAGGCCGAGGAGCGUGAACGCGAAAGACUAGAGGAGGAGAAGAGGCUCGAGGAAGAGCGAUUAAUUGAAGAGGAGAGAAAGAUGGAGGAGCGAAGACGCGCUGAAGAGAAGCGCAAGGCCGAUGAGAAGAAGAAGGCGGAAGACAUGGCCAAGGAGCGCAGAAUCGCUGAGGCCAAGAAGCGUGCUGAAGAGAAGGCUCUUGAGCGAGAGAAGCGCGUCGCUGAGCGCAAGGAAAAGGAAGCUCGACGUGUCCACCGCAAGCAACAGAAGGAGGACCAGAAGCGAAAGGAGGCUCUCAUCGAGGAGCAAGCAGCCAAGCCUGCCAUCCUCGGUCCCAACAAGUGGCCCGCCCCCGGAGCCCGUCUCGGUCCCGGCCUCGGACCCAUGCGCUUCUCUACAGCUCCCGCGGCAGCACCAGCACCAGCACCAGUUCGCAAGCCCGCUCCUCAGGCAGCUGACUCGGACGACUACAGUGACAGUUCAGACAGCGACAGCGGCGUCGACUAA
This is a messenger RNA of Fusarium pseudograminearum CS3096, 1968 nucleotides long. RefSeq lists its product as uncharacterized. The coding region runs from base 1 to 1968 and encodes 655 amino acids. The record is from RefSeq and is a predicted model, not a curated record. Lineage: Eukaryota; Fungi; Ascomycota; Sordariomycetes; Hypocreales; Nectriaceae. The transcript has 2 exons.